CACCCAGACCCGGCCAAAUGAAAGUCAGAGCUUCUAAGCCUCUGAGAGAAGCAGAGAGAGAGAGAGAGAGAGAGAGAGAGAGAGAUUGGCAUUUUCUCCAUUUCUGAAACUCCCUUCGAAGCUCCAUUUUAUUCGUCUAACUCCGUUUCAUAUCCUUCCCAAUCUCCGCCGACCAAUUUCAAAGAAGUCGUCAUCGUCGUCGUAGAGAACUGGCUGUUCGACUUGGCGGCGGUCUGUUGAAUGAGUGAUUCGUAGCAAAAACCUCGAGAGAAUGGCGGAGCAGAGAACCGACAAGGUUGCUCCACCAGAGGAGGAAGAAGAGAAGAAGAAGAAGAAUGCAGAUCCGGAAUUGUUAAGCUACUUGCUUCAGCCUGCCACCGCCGAUUAUUCCGAUCCCCAAUACGUUGGCAUUCGUCGACUCCUUCUUCAUCGUAAGGCUGUGUCCGGUGUCCUUCUUCGCCGUAGAGAUUGGAGAUGCAACGGAAAAGGUUAUGUAGCCUACCGUAAUUACAUUCGCAGACCAAGGAAUUGGGAAAGUUUGCAAAUACCAAGCCUCCAUAGCACUCCUGGAAACAGCGGCCAAUGGAUUCCACCUCCAAGUCCACUGUCCCUUCUGUAUGAGGUGGAAAGCUGGACUUCUAGCAGGGAACUCCAAAGUGGUAAUCCAGCUUCAAGUCACAGAAAUAGUUUUGGCUCAACUACCAGUGAUAACGAUCGUCCACGUCAUCGAGGUGUUGAACCUGCAUAUUCCUUUGUGGGAAUGCACUGUAUCUUUGACCAGAGCAAAGCCUCCGUUACGGUUUUGAAGUUUGGACAUAUGAGUUCUGAUCUACUUGCAUAUGGGGCAUCAGAUGGAACCUUGACAGUGUGCACUGUUGCGGAACCACCUUCAAUAAUCACACAAUUGAAAGGCCACUCCAAGGAUGUUACAGACUUUGAUUUCUCAUCCAACAAUCAGUACAUUGCAUCAUCAUCGAUGGAUAAAACUGUGCGAGUAUGGGAAAUAUCAAAAGGUCUUUGCAUCCGAGUAAUAUAUGGAGUUUCUUCACAAAUGUGUAUUCGUUUUCACCCUGUAAAUAACAAUUUCCUUUCGGUUGGCAAUGCAAACAAAGAAAUUACGGUUUUUAAUUUUAGCACUGGGAGGAUUAUUCAUAAAACAGUAUUUGACGGUGAAGUUACCUCUAUGGACCGUGAUCACACUGGUCAUCUCAUUUUCUGUGGGGAUUCACUGGGAUGUAUAUACUCUGUGAGUAUCAACUCUCACACAGGAGCAUUAUCCCGUGCUCAUCGCCAUCGAAGUAGCAGCAGGCACAAAUCUCCAGUCACAACUGUGCAGUACCGAACUUUCUCCCUGCUUGCCCGAGGGCCCGUAUUGCUGACAUGUACUCAAGAUGGGAACUUGUCUUUCUUCAGUGUUGCUCUGGAAGUACAAGGUUAUUUGACUCUUCGUUGCUCACUCAAAUUAACUCCACGGAUACACAGCAUUAGGGCAUCAUUCUGCCCAAUGCUUUCCCUUGAGAAAGGAGAAUAUAUAGUUGCAGGAAGUGAGGACUCAAAUGUCUACUUUUAUGAUUUAACUCGACCAAAGCACACAUGCGUAAACAAGCUACAGGGUCAUCGAUUUCCAGUUAUGGAUGUUGCGUGGAACCAUGGAGAAAACUUGUUGGCUUCAUCUGACUUUUAUGGCACGGUUAUUGUGUGGAAGAGAUCAAAGACAAGUUAAAACAAAAGAUUUGUAUUAUUAAUUGUAUCAGUAACAUAAGGGGUAAUCAUCUUUUGGUUUGUAUCUUUUAAUUUGAUUUAUUAGAUUUUUCCAUGAUCAUUUUUUUCUUUUUUCUUUUUUUUUAAUGAAAUGGCCAUUAGUAUUUAGUAAGAAGGUAUUCUUUCCUUUUAAGAAGUUUCAUGGUGUACAAGCGGUGCAUUCAUGGCUGCUUAUGUAUCAAACCUCUUGAUAGGUUCCUGAUAAAUAAAGAUGAAUGGCAUGGCAUGGCAUGCUUCAUUUGGUGGUGUUGUA
Messenger RNA from Ziziphus jujuba (common jujube), 2014 nucleotides. RefSeq lists its product as uncharacterized. Lineage: Eukaryota; Viridiplantae; Streptophyta; Magnoliopsida; Rosales; Rhamnaceae. Gene Ontology annotation, molecular function: promoter-specific chromatin binding; protein binding. Gene Ontology annotation, cellular component: nucleus. Bases 272 to 1723 code for a protein of 483 amino acids. The record is from RefSeq and is a predicted model, not a curated record. The transcript is spliced from 12 exons.